This is a messenger RNA of Varroa destructor (honeybee mite), 6029 nucleotides long. Its product is annotated as lachesin-like. Gene Ontology annotation, molecular function: axon guidance receptor activity. Gene Ontology annotation, biological process: synapse organization; homophilic cell-cell adhesion. The record is from RefSeq and is a predicted model, not a curated record. NCBI's taxonomy places the organism in Eukaryota, Metazoa, Arthropoda, Arachnida, Mesostigmata, Varroidae. Gene Ontology annotation, cellular component: plasma membrane; neuronal cell body; axon.
UAUAAUUUUGAUUGUAUGUACACUUGAAGUCGUUCUUGUUUGAUAAGACGAAUGGAUUUAUGAAGUGUGAUGGCUUUCCUGGAAUAGUUACUAUUUACAGAACACGUAUUAUUUCACUAGAGUAUUUCCUUUAAGAUAACGUUCCGGCAAACACGACUAGUGUUUAUUGAAUUUAUUGAGUUGACUAGUUUAUUGAGUCUGGUUACUUCCAGUAGCAGACAAGUAAUGAUGAUUAUUGAAAAGAUCACAGUUUCAAUAAGGUGUCUACUUAUUGCUAAAAAAAAUCUAUUGAGUUGGGCAUUUGUAUUCAUUUAUGAUGAAAUGUUUGGCAACGAAGAGCGUGCGUUAACCGAAUCGGUAUUUACCGACCACCAAAAGAAAAAAACUUUGCGUUUUUUUUUUUAUUCAAACCCAGCGGGCAGUUCAGAACUACAACGUUAAUGAAUGAUUAUAUCGAAGUUUUUCACGCAAACGCUCACAAGCAUCUUGUUUUGCCAAGAAAUAUCAGUUUCUAGCAGUUGACGUUUGAAAGGGGUCGUUGAGGCAGUUAUGCCCAAUUUUAGAAUUUUUACAAUAUGUCCCAUGUUCAUAAUAGAAAAACAUUUUAUAUAUUAUCAGGAGAAUAAAACAAUUGUUCUCGUGCGACUUUAAACUCUAUAUCUCUGAUCUUCUAUAAGAAUAUAGCAUUAUGGUAUCGCAAGCUCCGUAGCAAACGUUACGAUACCUGACGGUACUGUGUACAAACACUUCGGGUGAAACGUAUUUUCAGAAGCUUCUUUCAAAGAGACAUGCUGACAACUGGGGAGCCAUUGCACAGCUUGGACUAUUUUACGAAAAAAAACAUAACAUACGCUUGACGGCUGUAGGCUCACUAAAUGAAGGUCCACAUAGGUUCAUCAAAGGAUGACGAACGGCCAGACGACUGGUAGCAGUAGAUACGGUUCAACGAUGGCCCCUGCAUCACUAUAAUCAGACUCUGUAUAAUUGAUAGUGUACAGAAUAUAUUUUUUAAGAUGUUAGAUAGAGUAGGCCAUCCUAAACUAAUAGACAAUUAGAUCUGCCCUAGUAUCGAGGAGCGCUCACCUAACUAUUUCGAUGACAAGAUUUUUUAUGCUGAAAUUGAUAAUAGUUUUAGUACUAACAGUAGCUAUGGCGGUACUCAGCGUUCCAGUGACACCUUAGAGCCCCUGGCUUGAACCAAUCUUUUCUUUUCUUUUCUUUUUUAAAUUCAAGCUUCGAUAUAAAAGCUGAGAUUUUUCCCUUCCACCUAGAGUUAUAUGGUCCCUUUGACACACCGGCAGAACCUUGUAGAUGGACGUAGGUAACAUGUCUCAAUGAUGUGAGCAGUGCGACAUGAUGAUUUCUGUUCGUAAAUAUGUUGUCAUUUGCUUAAAGGACAGACAUCAAUGUACGUUAAACGGAUAUUUUAUUCUUGUGACCAUAUUUGUGUGGGACCUUAGUGUCGUUGGAUUUUAAUAAAUCUGUAACUCUGCUUUGUAGUAGCAGUUUGCGUUGUUUUAUCAUUGCCAAAUCUCAAAUCAUUUUAAUAUCAAUAUUUUUAAAAGUUUACCCUUACUUGAGAUUGCUCGAGACGAUAUUUUUCUUCAAGUAUUUGUUAUGAGGGGGACGCAAAUAGUGCUGCUUUCUGCGUGAAAGCGUUAGUAUCCUCCUGCCUUUUAUAAGCCGGCGUACCAUAAAACAAGCGCAACUAAUACGGUUAUUCAAUCGAAUGCCAACGCGCUUAGCACCGUGCAGCUCACCCCGACCUCUGAUCGCAGUCGACGCUAAGCGGCAACAGCGAGUCCACUCAGAUUUUCUGAUGUUAUGAAACCGGUUUUUGCUUCUUCUGUUUCUGAGUUGUACGCUCUGUCUGCUGUUUUGUUUUCUGCUUUCUGCAAGUCACGGUAUAAAAACACAGAUGCAUUUGUCUACCAAGAGAUUCGCGGAAUGGAAACAUUUUUAAGGUUGCAGAUUCUGAUGUGGCGGAAAGCGAAGAUAUAAACCUUUUGGAAUUGUUAAGUAAAAAGUUGGAACAACGAUAACUUCAUCCGUAUGGCUACUUCAACAAUAUGUAGCAGUGUUUGAAACGAUGUUGCAGUCAGGAAGCAGCGAUUUUUUAUGUUAAAAAAUCUCGGAAAAGAUUCUGUGUGCAGAAAUAGUGUUUUUUUACGGUAGUUUCACCCUUGCGACUAAUGGCUAGCUGGAGAUAGUGGGCUGUAUUUAAAACCAAAUCAUAUGUUGAGAGCUAAAACAUUUUAAUACUUUGGAUUCCGUCUGCUGAAAUGUCACCUAUUGAAAGGUCAAUAAUUUCGUUAUGGCCGAUUGAUUUACCAGUGCUGCAAGCAAAACCCCAUUCUUAUAUACAUGAAAAGGAAUGGCGGCAAUACAUCAGUCCACAUUAUUAGUAUUGGUGAUUAGUCUGCAGUCUGUGAUCCGGGCAGUGGCACAACAACAGCCGACAAUAUCGCACAUCUCACAGGCGAAAACUGUCAACAUAGGGGACACCGUUGAUCUCGACUGCAGUGUACAAUAUGCAUACGAUUUCCCAGUUUUAUGGGUGAAAUUGCACGAUGACAAUCCUGAGAAGUUUAUGUUCAUCUCGUCAGGAUCCACGCAAAUAGUUCCUGAUCAACGUUUUUCUAUUCGGCAUGAUGCGACUACCUCUUCGUAUACUUUACAGGUGACAAAGCUCCAGGAGACGGAUGGCGGGAUCUACCAGUGCAGAGUUAUUCUUUCUCAGACAUCGAUCCUGUCGCAUGAUGUUCGCUUGUUUAUCCGCGUACCGCCGAUCAUUUCAGACAACUCGACCCGUUCAAUUAUCACCUCGACAGGAGCCAACGCAACCCUGGAGUGUUACGCCAAAGGUCAGCCAAAGCCUCGUAUUACGUGGCGACGUGAAAACAACAACCUUCUUCCCACGGGAGGAUCUAUUUACCGAGGUAAUGUACUCCAUAUCUUCAAUGUGAGUAAAGACGACCGUGGUACGUAUUACUGCAUCGCAGACAAUCAGGUCGGCCGAGGAGCCAGAAGGAACAUCGGGGUUGAAGUGGAAUUUGCUCCAUUUGUUCGCGCUGAACGUAGCGACUAUUCGCAAGCCGCUGGUUAUCCUGCAGAACUCGCCUGUCACGUAGAAGCCUACCCGGCGCCCUCAAUCGUCUGGCUUAAGGACGGCUACCAGCUAAACACCAAUCAGCAUUACAAGAUCUCAAUCUCGAAUACGGGUUAUGAAUUCACAGACACUACAUUACGGAUUCACGCUAUCGAGAAAUCGCAGUUUGGAAACUAUAUUUGCAGGGCCAUCAAUAAACUGGGGAGUGCAGACAGGAAAAUGACAUUAGCUGAAAGUGAUUCCGUCGUUUGCCCACCGGCGUGCGAGUCCCAGUAUCUUUCGGCGACGGUGAGGCCAAAAGGAAGCAAAUAUUUCAUCGUCAGCUUCCAAGCGGUUCUGCUUUCACUGCUCACAUUAUUAACCCGACGGAAUUUAUAUUGAGACGCGCAAACAUCAAUCACACGUUCAAGCACGUGUGAAGGCCUAAUCUCAGACGUGUCCAGCUAAAAGUAUCUCACCUUGCGACAAUACAAAAACUAGUAAACUAUUUACUGCCAUGUUGAUAUAUGCAAGACAUAUGUCUCUAGGACAAAGAAAAGCAGCUUCGACGCCGACCCAUGGCAGGAACAUUCUUUAUACAUAACCUAGCAUACAUUUAAACGUAGGAGUACUAUUUAAGAUGUUCGGGGCCACUGUUCUGGUUUGCAAUCAAUGUAGUAGCGUUUCCUACUAUCUAUUAGGAAAUCAUAGCACAUUAAAUAAGAAUACAGAGAAAAAGGCAUAAUAGGAUUUUUCAGGAGUUCAAAAAUGCGAACGACGGAAACAAAUGUGACAUGUAACCCAUAUCUAAAAAAGCGUCACUUUGUACACCGUUUGCGUGCACAAACAAACUUAUUUUCUAGAGGUGGCAAAUCCUUUUCCGUUGGCGCAAAAAUCGUCUGAACGGUUAAACGGUCCAUAUCGGCAUAAAAUGGCAAAUUAGACGCAGUCUUUAGGUUAACUUACAUAGUAAUAUUGCUCGAGUGAACGUUACCCGAGAAAAGAUUCAGUCGCAACGCCAGUUCUGUCUCACAAAAAUUGGAUCCGAUCACUUCUGAUGUCCAAAAAACAAUACCUCAUUGUAUAUAUACCUAAUGAUGCGCGUGAGUUUUACAACUCAAUAUAUGAAUAUGCGCAGCGCGGUAGGGAUAAACAGGGGAGUCAAAGACGUUAACUUAGUUAAGGUCUGUCGUGUGAUCCUGUAACAGUUUUUAAUAAUAAUAGUAAUAACUGAGAUGGGCGAGGUGAUGGGGCUAACAUAAUGAGUCCUGAUAUUUGUAUAUCUCAUCCCAUUGCUGCAGUGUUGAAGAAGAUUUGUGUGCUUCGUAAAACUCGAUAGUUUCUUGAUAUUUAUUUUUUUGAGCUUCGAUUGUGCCACUGCUAUACAGCGUCCUAUAGACGUCAUCUAAGUACAGACACAAAGGUUGACUCCGAACUAAACGCCCACCUAUAGUUGGGACAUGCCGCUGCGUUGCCGCCUUUCGAUAAAUAAGCCAAAAACAUGCUUAUUUUUUGUUUGUUGAAUAAAAUCCGUGUGAUUUUAUAGAAAGGAAAAUUAGAACAGGACCGAAAAAUCAAAUUGUUCAUUUGGCAACUUUAUAUUGAUACGAUGGGACAGUAUUUAAGAUUAAAGUUGUGUUCAGUAGACAAUAGACAGGGUCAAUUAGUUCGAAAACGUCCACGCGAUUAUUAGUGAGAACAAUGAAAAGAACGUGGCAGCAAAACGAGGCAAGAAAUUAACCCAAAUCGCCGUUGUCUGUGUUUUUGACGAGGACACAUGCUGUAUGGAUGAGCGUAACAAGCACAUUAGCGUACUUGAACCUGUGACUUUUUAUACUUUGCAUUGCAGUAUGGCCAUCUCUGAACACCUCUGUGAGCGUCUAUCUAUUAAUUAUCAUCAUUAUAUCUUAUAUGGAGCAAAUCCCUUUCCUUUAUAGACCGUGCGCGUCUGACUCUGCAGAAUGCAAUAUAUAACAUAUUUUUUUACACAAACGUACAUACACAUAUAUAUCUUUUGAGAACGUGCAAUAACGGAAUUUUCUGUGUGUUUUUUGGAUGAUAAAACAUUAUACAUAUAUAUAUAUAUAUAUGCGCGUCUGCUAUUGUGAGCGUACAUGAAUAGGUAUAUAUGUUUAAUAUAUUUUGUUCCCUCAUACGACACGAGGUAGACCAGCCUAACAGCGGCACAAAAAAUCACUACGCGUGCGUGACAAGAAAAUGCUAAAACACAGUACUAUUGAAUAUCCUAUUUUGUCAGAAUUUUUCACGGAAUUUUAAAUGCAUUUCUAGGUUUUUCUCUUUAGCAGGAAUCAAUAUUCUUAAAACUGUCGAUACGUUUUCGACAAACCGUACAUAACACAAAUUGAUGAUAACGAUGGUAACACGGUAGCUUCUUGCAAUUUCGUUCAGGGCUAUCUUUUUGACAAACAAGAGAACGCAUUUUAACACGCUUUGGACGAAACUGGCCGUAUCGUAACGAAGUGUCCGCGGGCGUUUUGCAGUAUUUUUUUUUAAACGUUGAUGAUGUAUGCAUUGGGAGGUGGUAGAUAGAAAUUAGCCUAUUGAUUCCCUGCUAAGCGUUUGCCCAAGAGGCCACUGCCACAGCUGCCGUAGAAGCACCUGUGCAUCACCCUAAUUUUGAAGACCCAUCGACAACACACGCCGGCGAUUUUUGAAGAAAAAAGCGGUAAUCUUUGUAAAAUUAUUUCUGAAAGGUCCAAAUGCAACAUGUUGUUGGUCCGAUAUAGAUAGAACCGGUCGGAUCUUGUGGCCAUAUAUGUAUAUUUAAUAUUUUCCUCACAAUUAGUCUAAUACCGACUUAGCGAAUUGAACAAUGACGGUAUACUAAAUAUAAAUAAUUGUAUCAACAGCCAUUAAGGAGAACGAUGAUAAUCUAGUGGAUUUUGCAAGUUAAAUAAACAUUCGUAGCUAAAAUGGGACA